AUGGUUGGGUCAAAGGUGGAAAAGACCAGUCGCUCUCCAGCCUCGUGUACCGAGUGCCAGCGGCGUAAGCAAAAGUGCAGCCGGCAAUGGCCUUGCAAUCAUUGUCAAGCGCGGAAGAUCCCGCAUCAAUGUAGAUACCCUCAAAAGCAAGCGUCUGUUGGAUCAAAGUCCUCGGCAGAGUCUCCAGGAAAAUUAUCUACUGAUGAUAAUAUCCAGGCUGAUGUCAAAGCAGAAGAGCCUGAACUGAAAGCUACGGAUCUCCCGGCUCUUGCUGCGAAGGAUGAACUUCGUGGCUUGGGGUAUCUAGCCGAUGAUCAAAAUCUGCUAUUUGGAAAUGCGGCACCAACGACCAGCAACACGUCAGCAUCCAACCAAUCUACCGAGGAAAUCUCCUCAGAGAUGAAAAAUGUGUUGCGACUUUUGCCUCCAAAGCCCUACACAGACAUCCUAGUUGAGCGAUACCUGGAGGUCACAAAUUACAGUUACUACUGUUUAUACCCGCCCACUUUCUCGCAAGAUUACGCAGCAUGGUGGUCUGAUAGAGCCAAGGGCAGGCCCCUCACACCCGAAUUUACUUGUCUGCUCAUCCGAGUCUGCGCAUGCUCAGCCCAAUAUCUCAGCGUCGAGAUCCAGCAGAAACUCGAGUCCGACCUGGGUGAAUCUGUGCAGAGUCUUUCAGAAAUUUAUCACCACGCUGCUAAACAAUUAAGCAACACUAUUCCCCCUGGAAAGGGAGGGCUGGCUCAAAUCCAGCAACUUUUUCUCACGGCUGCUUGGUUCAAGGCCGAAUUGUUAUUUGUCGAAUCCUGGCAUGCUUUGAGUUCUGCAAUACACGAGGCUCAGGAAUUGGGUAUGCAUAAGUGUGCUCCACGGGCGGGCUUGUCAGAAUUCGAUAUUGAAAUGAGACGUCGAAUGUGGUGUCUCUUAUAUGUGUGGGACUGGCAAAUGUCUCUGCUGCUUUCUCGUCCGCUCAUUAUUAAUCACAGUUACUAUGCAUUCGAGCUUCCGAACAUGCAGCUUGAAUGUCAGGACCCAAAAACGUGCCCACCCUCCCCGUUUUCUCAUAUAGCUUCCCAAUGCGAACUUGGCAAGAUAAUCUCACGGGUGGCAGCUACCAUGGAGGGACCAGUUGAUCCGAUUCAAGCCAACUCCGUCAAAUGUGAUAUAGACCAGUGGUUUGCGACUCUUCCACCAGCCUAUCAGGAAACAGAUCCAGAUACCCAAUGGGAUGAGAAACACAUCUACGUGGCCCUACAGCGGAACCAAAUGCAAGCGAUCGGAUAUAUGACAAUGCUAGUACCAUUCAAAGCAUUCCUCACCAAGACAUUUGACAAUCAUAGUUCCGAGACGGACAGGGCACUACGAAGCACUGCAGUCGAUAUUGCCGUACACCUGAUGGAUGUCUCUCAUCGACUAUUUGAUCAUGUCUACCCGCUAAACGCCAAAUUCCACCUCGUCACAUUCCUAAUCUUUGAUACUGCUGCGUUCCUAUCCUCAGCCAUGAUCCAUGACAAGGACCACAGUCUUCCACAACGUGAAAAAAUCAUCCAAAAAAUCAGCCUCGCCUGCUCUCUUAUGCAGAAACUUGCCCAAGUCACCAAAACAGGUGCAAUCUGUUAUCCAGUUCUCGUUAGACUUGCCAAGAGCCUGUCUACAUCGUCCAAGAAAACCGCUUCUUUUACUGGAAUCAAUGGCGGUCUCCCCAGCCUGGAAGUCAACGGUGCGGGCCCGUCACCAGAACUAGAGCUUGAUGCAUUCCCUUCACUAGGAUUCACCUCCACAGAAUCGUCAUCCUCAUCACAGGGUUCAUUGGGUCCGAAUGAAAUCUUUUUGCCUGCCUCUCUUGACCUUUCGGUCCCAGGUAUGGAAACACCGCCGGUCAUCAGCGUGGGCGACUUUUCGAAUUUAGACGUUGGCCAAUUUGACCAGAUUUGGGACUGGCAAAAUCUUGACUUGACGUUGUUUCCUGCAUGA
Penicillium subrubescens is the source of this 1974-nucleotide messenger RNA. RefSeq lists its product as uncharacterized. Gene Ontology annotation, cellular component: nucleus. The transcript has 6 exons. NCBI's taxonomy places the organism in Eukaryota, Fungi, Ascomycota, Eurotiomycetes, Eurotiales, Aspergillaceae. Gene Ontology annotation, biological process: regulation of DNA-templated transcription; DNA-templated transcription. Gene Ontology annotation, molecular function: DNA binding; zinc ion binding; DNA-binding transcription factor activity, RNA polymerase II-specific. Bases 1 to 1974 code for a protein of 657 amino acids. The record is from RefSeq and is a predicted model, not a curated record.